Messenger RNA from Odobenus rosmarus divergens (Pacific walrus), 1047 nucleotides. RefSeq names its product olfactory receptor 6C4-like. Gene Ontology annotation, molecular function: G protein-coupled receptor activity; olfactory receptor activity. NCBI's taxonomy places the organism in Eukaryota, Metazoa, Chordata, Mammalia, Carnivora, Odobenidae. The coding region runs from base 29 to 955 and encodes 308 amino acids. The transcript has a single exon. The record is from RefSeq and is a predicted model, not a curated record. Gene Ontology annotation, cellular component: membrane. Gene Ontology annotation, biological process: G protein-coupled receptor signaling pathway.
UUUCCUUUAGAUCUCCUAAAGGUCAGCAAUGAAAAACAGGACGUUUUCUGAGUUUAUUCUGUUGGGCUUCACAAAUCAACCUGAGGUCCAGGUUGUGAUAUGCAUCUUUCUGUUCCUCAUCUACGUGGUAAGUGUCCUAGGAAAUCUGACUAUCAUCAUUCUCACUCUAGCAGACCCUCACCUCCAGACUCCCAUGUAUUUCUUCCUCCGGAAUUUCUCCUUCUUAGAAAUUUCCUUCACGUCCAUUUUCAUUCCCAGAUUUCUGACCAGCGUGACAACAGGAAAUAAAGUCAUCAGCUUUGCUGGAUGCUUCAUUCAAUAUUUUUUUGCUAUAUUUCUUGGGGCAACAGAGUUUUACCUCUUGGCUGCCAUGUCCUAUGACCGUUAUGUGGCCAUCUGCAAGCCCCUGCAUUACCUGACCAUCAUGAGCAGCAGGGUCUGCAUCCAACUCGUGUUCUGCUCCUGGCUGGGGGGAUUCCUAGCUAUCUUACCCCCAAUCAUCCUGAUGAGCCAGGUGGAUUUCUGCGCUUCCAAUGCUGUGAAUCACUAUUUCUGUGACUAUGGGCCCCUUCUGGAGCUGGCCUGCUCAGACACAAGCCUCCUAGAAGUGAUGGUCCUCUCUCUGGCAGUUGUGACUCUGGUGGUUACGCUGGUGCUGGUGACAUUUUCUUAUACAUACAUUAUCAGGACCAUUUUGAGGAUCCCUUCUGCUCAGCAAAGGACAAAGGCUUUUUCCACCUGUUCCUCCCACAUGAUUGUUAUCUCCCUCUCUUAUGGCAGCUGCAUGUUUAUGUACAUCAAUCCCUCUGCAAAAGAAGAAGGUGCCUUCAACAAAGGAAUGGCUGUGCUCAUUACUUCAAUUACUCCCUUGUUAAACCCCUUCAUUUACACUCUAAGAAAUCAGCAAGUGAAGCGAGCAUUCAAGGACACCAUCAAAAAGAUUGUGAAGCUUUAAAAGACAAUACAUUUCCAUGAAAAAUAUAUUUCACUUACUAAAUGUGAGUUGAGUAUCUACUAUGUUUCAAAUGCUGAACUGGCCCUUGAGGA